Molecule: messenger RNA, 2489 nt
Organism: Chroicocephalus ridibundus (black-headed gull)
Lineage: Eukaryota; Metazoa; Chordata; Aves; Charadriiformes; Laridae
Gene: CCDC148
Product: coiled-coil domain containing 148
Exons: 16
Coding region: 316-2133 (605 amino acids)
Source: RefSeq, a predicted model, not a curated record
AGGCGGUGUGGUGGAAGGUACCGCCAUCCCCUCAGCGCUGCGCGGGGGACGCGGCGGCCCCGCAGCGCGCCUGGGGCGGCUGCCGGCGGGAGCACCCGCCGGGCGGGGCCGCUGGGGUGGGAGGGAGGUUCCUCCAGCCUCCUUGCGUUAUAUUUCCAGUGAUUCCUCCAAGAAAUAGAGAAAGACAAGCCUGUGCAUAGGCAACCUUUCUAAGAAGAAGCAGAAAAAAUAUAUUUUGUCUUUAGUGGGAAAAGAAGCAGCAUUUAAACUGGUUUUGUGCAUCUUGAAGAGAUAAGUAAGCUAUAAAAAAUAAAAAUGAGCGAACCAGAUCGUGCAACAUUCUUUACAAUUCACAGGACUGGUGAUGUAGAAAAUCUGGUGAUUCCUAUGAGAAAUGGUCUUUGCAGCCAGAAAUAUAAACCUAUUGACUACAAACAUCUCUAUGAACUUGCUGCAGUAGAAAAAAUGGCAUCUGCAAAAAUUCAGUUAAAGAUUAAAAAAACAGAGCAAAUUUCAAAAAUUAACAAAGAGCAAACGCUGCUGAAACAGCAUCAGCGAGUAUGGUGGCAAGAGCAUAAAAGACUGAGUGAGAACAGGCAAAAAGCAGAAGCAGAUAUAAAGACUUUUCUUGAUGAAGAAAGCCAUAAGCACAACUUUUUUUUGGAUAUGAGGGACUUGGAGCAUAAAUUAUCAAAGGAGUGGGAUACAUACCAAAAAAAUACUGUAGUUCCUAUCUGGCAACUAAAAGAGAAUUUGAAAUCCAGGCUGUCUGAAAUGCAGUGUUACCUCUCAGAAGAAUCUUGUCUGAAAUCUAAGUUCAAUCCAGUUGAGAUGUUACAGCAGAUCGAACUUGUGAAGAAGCAACAGAAGGCAAUUUUGGAAUUCCUUAUCCUUGAAAGUCUGGCUUUGGAAAGAGAGCUUGAAGACUAUAACACAAAAGCCGUAGCGCAUUCUUUUGAAGAGAAAAAUGGACUUUUCCUUGAAGUUCCUUCAGCACUACUGUCUCUGGAAUGCCCCUAUCCUGAAUUGAAGACCUUACUUAUCAAUGAAUACCAAAAGCUUGCAAGUGGGUACCAGUCCAAGCUUCAAGAGAUUGAUCACCAGUUAAAAGUUUUAUAUAGGAACAUUGACUGGAAUGAAGAAGAUCAGUGGGUUUUUCAGACUGUUCUCAAUCAGUAUCCAAGCAAUCUUGGGAGGAGGAGGACUUUGUACCUCGAUGUGCUGCAGAGAUACCUUCCUCACAAAUCUCGGCACGACCUGGUUGUUCACGAGAAAGCUUGGGAUCGCUACCAUUUCAUUAGGAAUCAGCGCAGAGUCUUGAUAUUAAACUGGGUUCAAGCUAGGAAAGCCUUUUUACUUAAGGCAGCGACGACUGUUGCGGAAGCCUCCGCUGCUCACGAGGCAGAAGUAGUGUUGGCUAAUACCAGACAAAAACAACAGGAGAUUUGUGCUGAUCUGAAAGCGAAGGUUCUCCAGUGGAAAGCACAGCAGGAAGAGGCUGCUCAACUACAAGCUGCUGUAGCUGCCAGAAGAAAAGAAAAGAAAGAUGAGGAAGAAAGGCUGCAGAAAGAACGGGAAAUGAUUCGUAGAGCUCAGGACAAAGAGAAAUUGAAGAAGUACUGGGCUGAGAAACAGCUGAAGUGGCAAGAACAAGAAGAGAAAGAUCUACAACGUCUGGAGGAAUUAAGAAAAUUAAUGGCUGAACAAGCAGUUAAAGACAGAGAACGGGUAAAGUUUAGACAAGCAUUGCUAGAAAAACGGUUGCUGGAGAAAAAGGAACUGGCCCUACAAGAAGCACAUGAAGAAGAGGAAAAGGAGAAAUGCCUUGAAGCGCUCCGACAACAGGUUGCCGUUGUUGCAAAACUAGACCCAGCUAGAGUAGUGGCUGAUACGGCGGCAUCUAGAGCUCGGGUGGGCAUUGGCACCAACGAAGAGUUGGAUCUUCAGAAGCCACUGUUUAAGUUGCAUACAUACAGCGAGCAGCAGAUCAUUUCUGACCCUAGACUUCGUGUUGAGCUAGCUCUUCGAGAAGCUGGACUUCACAAAACGCUUUAUGCAAAAGAGAUUUUACCAAAAAUUCCUCCACUGAAGGUUCCAAGAAGAGAUAUGGAAUCUACGGCUUUUAAAAUGUAGCGUGCCUCUCGUAUCAGGAGGAGAGAAGCUUCGGGGGGAUUGUCUGUAGUGCGGAAACUUUGAAUAAACUUCCCUUAGGCUGUGCCAUAGAACUACUUAGUUCUCAGCGUGUGCGAUCAUUCCAACAACGGUCGCGCCGUCCUCCUGCAGCGUGACGCCGUUUUACGCCUGCCUUGGCGAGGGUUCGAGAGGUUCGGUGGGUGUAGGCUGCUGUAGUGUCAUUCCCCGUGUCCCUUUCACUGGGAGAGAGGACGCCUGUGCCGGGCCGUCUCCUACAGGCACUACAGCCCCGUCUGAUGCGUGGCAUCUGCGUGGGAGCUCUGUUUUUCAAUGGGCAGCAUAAAUCCAAAAUCGCU